AUGUCUACUGUACCACCAGGCGGCAGCUAUAUGUCAGACCUGAGCGGUUCAUCUUAUGUGUACACUAUGACCGGAGGCUCCUCGAUGCCCGCUGGAGGCAACGCGGGAGGCGGCAGUGCGAUGCUGUGCCGUACUUGCGGUCUCACACCAACUGUCAUUACUGGAGCUCCUUCUGGCGGCGGCGGCGGCUCAAUGCCUUCUGGUGGUGUUGGAGACGGUUCCAUCACAAGGGGAAUGUGCACACGCCGCCCAGGCCAUGGAACGACGGUCCUUACGACCACGCACACAAUCACCAGCUGCAUACCGAACGUAUGUCCCGCCUCUGGCUACAUCAUCGGCGGUACUCCUGGCCAGGGUGGUGCCACUAUCGUGACCACUACAGACAAUCAUGGCCAUACUGUGACGUACACACAGAUUCGAACCGGCUCUGGAGGAAGUGGGGGCAAUGGCGGCGGCUCUGGCGGUGGGCCUAUUCAGACUGGGCUUCCAACUUGCCCGAGUAGCGACAACUCUCAAUUCGUUUCACCUAUGGGAAUGAUCUACCAGAUUGAGUGCAGCACAUACUUCACCGACGAUUCACUCGACAUGCAGACGCAAGAUUCCUUAGCAAGCUGUGUUACUUCUUGCGAUAUGUACAACAUCAUGUCUUUCAUGAUCUCAUCACCUUGCCUUGGCGUUAGCUGGUAUAGCAAUCGGAAAGAUGAGAACUGCGAGCUCAAGGCCGGCAGUACAGGUAUUCGCCAACGCGGCGUGGACAGCGCUCGAUUGGCGACUCCUUACACUCCACCAGGGGGCGGUGGGAAUGGUACCGGUCCAGGCAAUGGCGGCAAUUGGAACGGAGGCUCUGGAAUUACGACGGCAUCUCCUGCUCUUACUACUGUCGUUACUGGAGGAUCUACCUACGUCACAGGUGGUUCGACUGUCGUUGUCGGCGGCUCGACAGUAUUGUCCACCAUCGUGGAUGGAGGAUCUACCGUAGUAUCAACAAUUUUCAGCGGAGGGACUACGACGGUUGUUGGAGGCUCUACCUACGUCAGCGGUGGUUCUACGGUCGUUCAAACUAUCACUGUGGGCGGUGGCGGAAGCGGAGGCAAUGGAGGCAAUGGCGGAGGAUCUGGAAACGGAGGCGGCGGCAACGGAGGCGUGGGAACUGGACCAGGCACCGGACUUGUACCCACGACCGAGUACAUUACCCGGACUGUCUACAGCACGAUUGUGUCGAACGGGGUGACCCAGACAACAGCCGUCGGUGUAUCGACGGGAGUUAGCAUUAUCUACGUUCCAGCCCCCACUCAAACAGUGGCCGGAGAUGGUCCGCCUGGAAAUGGUCCCGGAAAUGGACCAGGAACGGGCCCAGGCACAGGCUACGGAACCGAAGUCUCCCUCGUCCCCUACACCGAAUACGCCGUCAGCACACUCGUCAGCACCUACGUCUCCAACGGCGUCUCCUACGUGACUUCGUACGGUGUGACCCGCCUCGUCAGCAUCGUCUACCUUCCUGCCAGCACCACGACUGUCACAACAACAACAGUCAGCGUCAGCGUGUCGAAUCAGAUCUCGACAGUCACGGGUCCAACGGUCACCGCAUCUGCUCAAGAGAUUACGAUCACGGCUGGACCAGGGCAGUACAUUACUGUUACGGCUCCGGCGACGACAGUGGUGAGCUAUGUGUUCCCGAGUAGCUCGAAGAGCAGUUUCACGUGCAGGACUUAUGCUACGAAUUACCUUAAUGGACGGGGCCGGCGGACCAACAAGAGGAGUGUUUUUGAUGUUGAUGAGCCGUUUGCUAUGGGAGAAAUGGCGAGGCCGAAGCCUGGUGCGGUUCCACAGCCGUAA
Saxophila tyrrhenica is the source of this 1836-nucleotide messenger RNA. RefSeq lists its product as uncharacterized. The transcript is spliced from 3 exons. Bases 1 to 1836 code for a protein of 611 amino acids. Lineage: Eukaryota; Fungi; Ascomycota; Dothideomycetes; Mycosphaerellales; Extremaceae. The record is from RefSeq and is a predicted model, not a curated record.